Molecule: messenger RNA, 5365 nt
Organism: Oncorhynchus kisutch (coho salmon)
Lineage: Eukaryota; Metazoa; Chordata; Actinopteri; Salmoniformes; Salmonidae
Product: nuclear factor 1 X-type-like
Exons: 3
Coding region: 91-453 (120 amino acids)
Biological process (GO): regulation of DNA-templated transcription
Cellular component (GO): nucleus
Molecular function (GO): DNA-binding transcription factor activity
Source: RefSeq, a predicted model, not a curated record
CAUUUAUUCUAUUCAGUCUAGUUUGUGUCACUGUUGUGUUUCUUGUCUUUUCUGAAUGUGUUAUAUGAAUUGUGUCUGGAGUGGGAUUACAUGGACCCAACUAACUCUCCUCCCUCUGUCCCUUCUCACGCUCCUACUCUUCCCCCUCGUCCUCCCCCUCUCUCUCAGGGAGUCCCCGUGCCUCAGCGUCAGCCUCUCCAACUUCCCCUCCUCCUCCAUCAUCCAGCAGUUCCAGUCCCUACUUCACUCACCCCCACCAUCCGCUACCACCACCACCAGGACCCGCUCAAGGAGUUUGUCCAAUUCGUCUGCGCCGACGGCUCGGGGCAGUCCGGGGGACAGGUGAGAGCAUACUCCACGGCAGGCUCCACAGCUCCCAACAGGUUUGUCAGCAUCGGAGCACGGGACAACUUUCUGAACAUCCCCCAGCAGUCUCAGUCUUGGUUCCUCUGACAAGGCCUCCGACUCAACCGCUAGAAUUGUGUCAUGAGAAAAUUGGGAAUGGAAAAACAACACAACACACAAAACAAACCAACACUGACUACAAACAAACUGCUGACACUAAAGUAUUUUUGCUUAACAACCAACAACACAAAAACAGAAAAUAACCCCCCAGAAGAAUACCCAUUUCCACGAUUUGAACAUUUGAACCGGAACAACCAUCUCCCUAUACAGAAGGCUGAAAAGAGAUCGGUUGAAGUGGACAGACUCAGAACGAACGACAGAACGAGGAAGAAGAGGAGGAAGAAAGAUGAGGAAAUGUCACACACAAAACAUGUCAGAAAGCAAACAAAAAUAUGCAACCUGACAACUAACUGACCAAUUUCGUUGUAUUGUUGUUUUUAUAUUUUAUUUUCACAAUGAAACUCCAUGCAAUGGCUGGGAGAUCCACCCACACACAACAGUGUAAAACACAUAGUUGGCAGAAUUUGGUCAUUUGAGCUAUAGCUAUAAACAUUGUCACCACCCAAAAGAACCCAUUCUGUAAUCCUUUAGUCUCUCCUCCUGACGGUGCUUUCUGUCCCUGCUCCCUCUCUCAUCUGUCAACCAGGUGUCCAGGGUUGCCCUGGCAACGCCCACAGCCUCACACAACCACAUCCGACUGGCCUCACUGCCGCUUGAUGUACUCAGCCCUGAAUCCCCUCCUUCCUCCCUUCUUCUGAUUGGCCAAACACUGGGACACCAUCCAAUGGUGUGAUACUAUCUGCACUAGAUGGCUGGUUUUAGCUUACCCUCUUGUGAAGAGCGAUAGCCAAUAGCAUGAGCCGAGAGCGAACACAAAACAGUCAGUCAGUCAGACAUAAGACAGUCAGACAUAACAGACAGAAAGUCAGUCAGUCAGACAGACAUAACAGAGAGACAGACAAACAUAAGAGACAGACAUAACAGACAGACAGACAGACAGUCAUACAACACUAUGCCCUCUUUCGUCCCCCCACCUAUGCACUACUGAAACAAAUAAGGGAGGAAACAGAGCGAUCCAGCAGGUCGCUGAAGGCAGUGUGUGUGUGUGGGCAAUGGGCUGUGGCUCUGGCAUCCUGGCACUCACACAUACACGCACUCACGCAGACUCAAAGUACGUACACACACACACACACAGAUCAUUGUCUCCAGAACCCACACGUCUGGCAGACACAACUGAUUCACUGACAAUACCAUUUUGUCUGUGUGUCCUUCACAGUAACAUAAUACAUGCAUAGGAUCAACAUCAUCGUGUAAUAACUAGCUUUCUUUUGGUUUGUAGCCGUUUUCUUGCAUUUCAUUUUGUUUGCCGGAUUGGUUUUGGUUUUGUCUCACUUGGAUUCUUUUGCUUAUGUUUGACCUUCUUCCCUAAGAUCUUUUUCUUUCAUCCGCUUUUUAUUUUGCAGAAAAAAAUAUCAUCUUCGUUUGCAAUAACAGGCAUCUCUGAAAUCUCUCACAAACACCAGUACAGGAACUUGCGACAACCCCUGCCCUGCUUCACCCUGUAACCACAGUCCAUUCACAGUAGCGCCCGGAGGAACACACGCUGACACACCACCGUAUCAAAAUGCACACUACUAACACCGUCACCCUGAUUCCAAACACAAAGGUGAGCCUUUAUAUACGAGUUUCUCCAAACUGCCUUUGAUAAUGGUUUUUCAUUCAUUUUGACAUUUGUCAUUUUUAAUUUGAGAUACCUUGUUUUUUUCUAUUGUAAAUGUGAUUUAUUAAAUUGUUAUUGAUAUUGUAAUUUUUUUUUUUUUAUCAUGACACAAUAAUUCAAACAAAAAAAAAGCCAAACCUCACAAAAUAACUGGACUGCCUAGCUGUUGGUUUCUUCCAUGUGCAGGGAUAGAAUUAUCUGACAGCCCAGGCACUCUGAGUUUAUAGUAAAAUUAGCUCUAUGUACUCAAAUCAUAUAUCACAACUAUAACAAUCUAUGGAAGUGCCUCUGUACUCCCCUAUCAUGCAAUUAGUUCAAAUUCAGGUUGAUGUUUUUGUUCACAUAUAUGCUAAAGCUACAAAGAAUGGUGAUGUUUCUUCCUAUAUGGAAACCAUUGGCUAUAGGACAGAAUCUUUGUAGAAGACUGCAAAAUGUUAUAAAGAGAGAGAGAGAGAGAUCUUAAACAUAUAUAUUUAUGGUAUAUGCUCCUUUUUAAACUUGACUAAAAUGAGCUUGUUGGCAGUUUAGUUAUUUUCUGAACUCUUGAGCUAGCAGAAUUCCAUGAUGGACAGCACCUCACUGUCACCAUGACAAUUCAAUGAGCACCCACCCAACCUCCACAAAUCUACAGUGCAGCGUUCAAAAAACGAAACAAAAAUGUCCAUGAUGCAAAAUAGAUUAAACAUGUCAAAAUCGACAAUGGAAAAAUUGAAGAAAAAAAGUGUUUGUUUUUUUGAUGGAAAGUAUUAUUAUUGAAAAAUAUGUGUCGAUUGAGCCACGUGCAAUGCAUUGGGUAGAUUCAUUGUGUUUUGUCUGUUAGAGAUUUUUAAGAAAGCUAAGAAGAAAAGAGAAAAAAAAUCUAUUUGUUUCAAGUCCAAUGUGCUCCUGGACUCUAAACUAACAGAGCCAUAUCCUAGUCUUUGUAAGUUGGGGGUAUUUGUUUUUAUUUUCCUUUAGUGUCUCUUUUUUAAUGUUUAACGUGUAAUCAUUUGUUUAUAAACAUGUUUGGAGGGGCUGAAGGAAGAAACAUUUCUUACAAAACGUUUAAAAACAAAUUGAACAUGGAAUGAAAAACCGGUGAAAUGAAAAACCGGCACUUUUACACACUAUAAAGUACAUUCAAACUAUUACAAAAUGAAUGAUAAUGAACAAAAUAAUGACUACCUUUAGGAAACCGCAUUUAUUACUCCUCUUCUCUAUUUCUAUUCCUUCUCCUGUUUGUAAUAUUGAGUGGAGGGAGGGGUUCCUAUUCCUUCCUAUAUUCCUCUAGUAGGUUGUGAAACAAAAGGCAUUUUGGUUCAACCUUUAGAUAGGACGAGAGCUGUACUGUAGGCUUAUCAAUGCCCACAACUACUUCUUCUGAUUUCUCCCAGAUUAUUAUACUCCUCUCUCUGAGUCUGAGCAAGGGGAAAAAACAUGGCAGCUUAGAAUUUGUUUCAUUUGAGGAGCCAGCCAGUCUGUCAGAACCAUGACGUAAUGAUAGAAAUACAGUAGGCCUAUGCAAAGUGAGCUUCCCUCCACCCCUUCCUUCUCCACCCUCUCCCUCAUUCCCCUGUAAAUUCACCUUGACUAGUGCUUGUGCUGUAGUGUAGUUUCCCAGCAGUUAAAGGUUGUCCCUUAAAAGUGCCUUUUGUUCACAGACUCCAUUUUGUAAUCCAGAUCGCUCCCCUUUCAUUCGAUAUAAUUCAAGGUAGAGGUGGAAGUGCCGCUAAGUGCAGAUCUAGGAUCAGUUUACUGUAUUUCCUGACCUGAACCAUUAGGAGGGGAUAUGCAAAAAUGACCUUAGAUCAGUGCUUAGAGAGCAACUUCAUCUGAUCUCAACCUUUGAAAAAUGAUCCCCCUCCAUUGUAUCAACCUUCCCAUAAAUCCUUUCCCUUUUCAAAAUCCGUAUAUAUAUAGUACAAAAGGAAACUGGUGUGAAUUAGUUCUUUACUUUUUAUUGAUAAAUGAUUAAAAAAAAAUACUGAAAAGGCAAAAAAAACUUGUUCUCGUUCCCCCUUGCUCUCUGGCUUUUUUCUUCUUCCCUCCGUCUCCUCCUCUCCUCUGUCUAUCUGUUCUCUCGUAGACACCGGAGUAGUCUGUAAGUGUGUCCUCUCUCUCUCCUUCCCCCUCCCUGCCUUCCUUCCUUCCGUUGAUGGAAGGGGUUGUUGAAAAAAAAAAUGGCCGAAACUUUUUGUCUUGAGCAGAAUGCAGUUAGCUCACGUUAUUCUUGUCUGUAUUGCCUCUUCUUCACAUUGUAUACCAUUACCCAUCCUCUUCAGCUUCUCCAUUCAAACAGCUAAUGUAAGUGAACAAAUUACACCAAUGGGCUUUUGGGGGUGUGCCUGCCCAGUGUAGGGUAGGACUGGGUGUUAGGGGUUAUGGGGGUAAAGGUCUUAGGGGGUCAAUAAUGUUGGGGUAAAGGAGAAAUUAUAGGGGUACCUUUUGGGUGUUGGGGGGGGGGCUGCUCUUCUGCUGUGACAAGUUAAGAGUUUUUAUUUUAUUUAUUUUGUUUUAUUUUAUUCCUUUAUUUUUAUUUUUGACUUAAUUUUGAUUUUUGCUUUCAUAGUUCCUAUCUAUCAGGGUAUGCCGUCAUUGAAACUCUAUAAGAGAGUCUUGGACUGUAAAUGAAAUGCUACAAGCACCUUAUAACUACUGGCUGAGAAAGGGGGGUUUGCAAUACUACCAGCACACACACACACACCUAGUCAUGUAUCAAAUACUCUAAACUCUUGUAUUAUUAUUGUGAGGUUUUAUCUAGUGAAGCCAGGAGCAGUAUUAGCCAUUGGCAAAACACACACCACAACCCACCAUAUAGAGCCAGCAUGAACCAGGCUUGAGGCAUACUCUCAAGUGAAACGUAGAGAUAUCAGUUUGAAUGCCAGGCUCUAAAAACUCUGUUCCGUUUUGAGAUUUUUUUUUUUUGUGGUGUCUAGACAGUACGCCCUUUGACCCCCGACCCUACGCCCUCAGAGCAGAAGAGCCCCACUCAUGCCUGUAGCUCUGUCUGAAAUGGCACCCUAUUCCCUACAUAGUGCACUACUUUUUCACUAUUCCCAUAGGGCCCUGUUCAAAAGUAGUGCACUAUGUAGGGAAUAGGGUGCCAUUUUAAAUGCAUCCCAUGUCUUUGUGUAUAAGAAACACCCCCAGAGCUCUAUAGGUGAAAUGCAUGUGUUAAUUACAGUUUCUUUUCCAUAAGAAGAAAAACACAGUUUGAGCAGAGCAGCACCUUGAUUGAAUAAAAGGAUGUUCUUGACUGUA